This is a messenger RNA of Telopea speciosissima, 684 nucleotides long. RefSeq names its product mitochondrial import inner membrane translocase subunit TIM10. Bases 142 to 396 code for a protein of 84 amino acids. Gene Ontology annotation, cellular component: mitochondrial inner membrane. NCBI's taxonomy places the organism in Eukaryota, Viridiplantae, Streptophyta, Magnoliopsida, Proteales, Proteaceae. Gene Ontology annotation, biological process: protein insertion into mitochondrial inner membrane. The record is from RefSeq and is a predicted model, not a curated record. The transcript has 6 exons.
AUUUUUAGGGUUUCUUUCUGGGCUCUCGCUUACGGUGGGAUCUCUAAUAAGAGAAGAACUGUGAAAAUCGAGAACAGAACUUCAGACAGAGCGUCUCCCUUGAUCUACAUUGGCCGUAUAAAAGUUACAGAGCAAGGUCUGAUGGCUGCCAACAACCCGCCCACCGCAUUUGACAAAGAACAGAUAUUUGGGAUGGCAGAAAAAGAAAUGGAGUACAGGGUGGAAUUAUUCAAUAAGCUUACCCAAACAUGCUUUAAUAAAUGUGUUGAAAACAGGUACAAGGAUGCUGAGCUUAACAUGGGGGAAAAUAGUUGCAUUGAUCGUUGUGUUUCAAAAUAUUGGCAGGUGACAAAUAUGGUUGGGCAGCUGCUUGGUUCUAAUCGACCUCCACUGUGAUUCAAGUUUUGGCUUGCUUCCAUCCUAAAUUUUUCUCAGGAUAUCUCCUAUUAUGCAUACAUUAAUUGUUACUUUUGAUAACUUACUGGUUGCAAGGCAACUGCGUUUUCAUUUUCUCCCCUUUGUUUUAAGUUCCAACCAAUGGGUUGCUUAGGAAGAUCAAUAGAGUUUUGUGAUUAUGCUGUGGAGAAGAAUUCUAUGAAAUUUUGGUUUUUAUUUGUAGGUUUCAAGAUUUUCAUUGCUUCUGUGAUGUUGGCAUAGAAAAUAAUAAAUCUUUAAGAUUUAUUU